Messenger RNA from Neoarthrinium moseri, 672 nucleotides. RefSeq lists its product as uncharacterized. The transcript has a single exon. The coding region runs from base 1 to 672 and encodes 223 amino acids. Lineage: Eukaryota; Fungi; Ascomycota; Sordariomycetes; Amphisphaeriales; Apiosporaceae. The record is from RefSeq and is a predicted model, not a curated record.
AUGGGCUCCCCCCAUGGGCAAAACUCAAGUUAUCAGACUUUCGAUGACGCAUUCGAGGACAGGGAGGAUACGGAUCUCCUGAGAAACGACGAUGGCGAUCAAGAUGGUCUGCUCCCCCGCCAUACGGAAAGUUCUCCCAACCCAGCCCAACAGCAGACUGGCGCCAUCGCUUGGAUGAAAAGGAGAUGGUUUAUAUGGCGCAUGUUGGCUCUCCUCACGUUCGGGACUUUCUUAGCAACGUGCCCAGUACCUAGACAGCAUGUUUCCCACGUAUUGCGUCUGUUACUCAUGGCAGCCACGACCGGGGUCGUCUUGGCCCGGCGCCCUUCACGCUGGGCCCUAGGCUCCAAGACGGCACUCGCUCGACGCCUGUUUGUCGCAUCUCUGGGUCUUGGCAUCUCUGUCUACGCCUUCUUCGGCGUUGCCGACGAAGUACAUCUCGAAUUCCAUCUGCGGUCACUGCUGUGGAUCCACGACACAUGGGGCUAUACACUGCAUGCAGGCUAUCUGACGAGGCUGUUCCUCGCCGGCGUGGCCUGGCUGAUGCUGCGUGCCAGCGGGAUUUACUCAACGGCGGCCGUGUUGAAGAUGUGGGGUUUGUGUUUCGUCUGGGUCUAUGCGGACCUCCCGCUUACUAUCUUUGACCUGAUGCGGCAGCGGGAGCACUGGUAA